Messenger RNA from Raphanus sativus (radish), 634 nucleotides. RefSeq lists its product as uncharacterized. The record is from RefSeq and is a predicted model, not a curated record. Lineage: Eukaryota; Viridiplantae; Streptophyta; Magnoliopsida; Brassicales; Brassicaceae. The coding region runs from base 101 to 385 and encodes 94 amino acids. The transcript has 2 exons.
UAUUGCUUGUAACGUCAGUUUUGGGAGUUCGGUUUGUUGUACAGUCUCUCUCUCUCCCCUUUCUCUCUCCUCUCUUCUCUGUCUUUGUAAGCUCUCUCAUAUGGCCGGCCUGAGAUGGAGAGAGUGGUGGAACACGAUGGCGUUCCCCACGCGGCGAAUCUGGAAUCGUUUCACCGUUCGCGUCGGAUUCCACCACAGCGGACUUUUGAGGUUACAAAACGACGUGAGUUCUUGCGAGUACGAAGACAUACACAUCAUGUGGAAUCUGUUGCACAAGAUCGAAGAUCCUUCACCGACGCCUAGCACACAGUUUAAUAAACGAAUUCAACAGAAGAAGAAAGCUUGUUGGAAUCUCUUCGGUUCAUAUCUUUGCCAAAGAUUCUGAUCAUAAAUAUUUUUUUUUUUUAAAACCUAAACAAGUUCCAAACCAUAGUUGUAAUUUGUGAGAGCCUUGACGGGUCCCCUGCAACUGUGGUGAGGUUAUUGACAAAUUUCGGGAAAUAAUAAAAUCGGAGGUUGAACGGUUUUAUCUGGCGUAUUUCCAUGGCAUGUUUCCAUGUAUGUAAUAUGAAUUUUAUCAUUACAUGAAUGUUGUUGUAUAUAAGAUAUAAAAUGCUUCCAUACUUUGAUGCUA